AUGUGGGGCAAGUUGGUGUUGAUCGUAUUCUUCGCCGUGAUAUUGCAGCAUGUCGUGAGAUUCUUGUUUUUGAUAAAUACUUUUCAAAAGGUGUUCAAUCAUGCCCCAGGACCGUGUCGGAAGUUACCUAGUGUUGUGAAUGGAUCUGAAGACGCAUACGUGUUGUCUAAUGGAUUGCUUUUCAUAUCAUCGGGCUUUGGACACUCUGGGAAGAUCCUCAGACUGGAUCUGGACGCGGAUGUCACUGAUACAGACGAGUUCCGGAUAGAGGGAGACUUUGACCCUUCUUCUCUCUCCCCUCACGGUUUAAGUGUGUGGCAGAACCCCAAAUCUGGUGAGGUAACACUGUUUGUUGUAAGUCAUGCCAGAGCUGGGGAGAGAGUUGAGGUAUUCCGCCAUGAUGGAACCAAAACAUCCAAGGUGCUGAAGCACCUGAGGACCAUUACAGACCCCAACUUUAAAACAUUAAACGAUUUGGUGGCCACUGGUCCCGACUCAUUUUACGCUACCAUAUUCUACACCUUCGGUCUUACGGUAGACUUCCUGCUUCUUUACCCUGGGGGUGGGGUACUUCGUUAUGACCAUGGCAAGACCACUGUCUUGGACACAGGACUGGUCUUAGCCAAUGGCAUCAACAUUUCUCCAGAUAAACGGUAUCUUUAUGUGGUAGAGGGAGGACGAAGGAACAUUGUUACCUAUGAAAUACAGGCAGAUAAAACAAUCAAGCGUGCACAGGUUCUUGACACUCAGACUGGCCCAGACAAUAUCCACGUGGAUCCAGACACUGGUGAUCUGUGGAUAGGAGGUCACCCUAACAGUUAUAUCACAGGAUUUCAUCUGUCCUUUCCGGAGAAAAAGUACGAGUACCCUGCGUACUCCCAGGUUUUAAGAAUGAGGGUAGAUCGUGGUAAGAUAACAAGCGUUAGAGAAGUCUAUGUGAACGACGGGUCUGAGAUUAUGGCUUCUAGCAUAGCCAUCCCCUACAAGAAAACACUGUUUAUUGGAUCGGUGAUUGAAGGAGCUGUAGUGUGCGAACUGAUUUACCCUGGAUAAACCUGUGUAUCGCAUGACACACAC
Messenger RNA from Liolophura sinensis, 1077 nucleotides. Its product is annotated as serum paraoxonase/arylesterase 2-like. The record is from RefSeq and is a predicted model, not a curated record. The transcript is spliced from 9 exons. Bases 1 to 1053 code for a protein of 350 amino acids. Lineage: Eukaryota; Metazoa; Mollusca; Polyplacophora; Chitonida; Chitonidae. Gene Ontology annotation, molecular function: arylesterase activity.